UGCUGUUGUGCAGCACCUGACAAUGCUGAAGAAAGAAAAAAAAAGCCGCAUUGUUUGUGUCGAUGUCAUCAAAUUAUUGAGAAAAAACUGUCGAAUUUCUACUACAAGUUUUACUCAGUGAGAAUCAAAACGAAUUCGAAAUUUUUGCUUUUUAGUAUAAUAUUCGAGCCGGUCCAUUAAAAAAUUUUCCAUCAACAGCGAAUGUGUGCCUGUCCAACAAACGAACGAGGCGGUGGCUGCCCAGUGGCUUGAUGGGUGAUAUAACAGUGCCCUGGGUUGCGUCAUGUAUGUCUGGCUGUGCGGCUUGGGUGACGGUAGGCUUUUUUAAAGCUGUACUUUCGUUGAAGCGGCAUAGUCUGGAGAAGUGCCUCUUACAUAACGACACUGAUCUGAAUGUGGAUUUGAGAGGAGAUUUGUCAUUGUAGAAUUGUGUUUGCUUAGCCGGCAUAUUGGAACUCAUUUUUGACCUGGUUGUUAGCCUAUUGGCAGGUUGAAAGAUGGUGUAUAAAUCGGAAGAAAUGGAAAUGGAUGCUCAGGAUAGCAUCGAAGAGGAGAAUGACAUCAUCAAGGAAGGUGGUGAUGGCAGUCAUGUGGAAUGUCCUGUUGUUACAUUCGAUGUUGAUGUUGGUGUGUCCAACAAAAAAUUUAAGGAGGAGUGUCUUGAAGCUGAAGAAAAACCUUCCCUAGCAGAGGAGGAGGAGGAGGAUGUGGUGCCAGACGGAGGCUACGGCUGGGUCAUUGUGCUCGGCAGUUUCCUGGCUCAUGUCUUAGUGGGUGGCUUGGAGAGAGAUGACGGCGUGUUCUAUCUACAAUUCCGCUCUCACUUUGGGGAGAGUGCUCAGCUUACAGCGUGGGUUCUUGCCCUUGUUUCGACGAUACGACUCAUGUUUGGGCCGGUGGCCAGCACUCUGUGCGGCCGAUACAGCGCAAGGUCGGCGGUCAUGAUUGGCGGGAUUCUCCUCACCGUGGCCUGUCUUCUGACGGCGAGUGCUCCGAACUUCUGGUUCUUGUUUUUCUCCCACACCACACUUCAAGGCUUCGGCAGAGGCUUCAUGUACGCCCCCAGCAUCAUCAUCGUGGGCGAGUACUUCGACAAGCGGCGUGGGCUGAGCACCGGUCUGGGCACGUCCGGGGUCGGAGUGGGGACUUUCCUCAUAGUGCCCCUCACACAGCUGCUCUUUGACUUCUACGGCUUUUGGGGAGCUUUCCUGGUCCUAGCUGGCAUACUCACAAACGGCUUCGUGGUGGCCAUGCUGUUAAGGCCUCUGAGUCUUCACCAAAAGUUCGUUCGGGCUUUUGCCAGAAAAGAAUCUAAAACAGCAGCAAAAGCAGAGGAAGGAGGCGUGUUACUGUCAAAAUCGCGUCAAAAGAAAGGUCACGACGUGCCAGAAGACACAGCAGAAGACUCACAGCAAUCCUCGCCGCUCGUGAAAGCGUUGACGGUGUCAGAGCAAAAUGGCCACAAUGAAAAAUCAACAACCUCCUCACACUCACAGAAAAACCAGCCCGACGGCAAACUUCAGCAUCAGAAACGCGACGGAUGCCUCAAAUCGUUUUUGAAAACGUGUUUUCCUGUGGAGAACAAGCAGAAGAGGAGUACGGCUGGGAAGAGACUGUUCCACUUUUACCUGCUCAAAGAUUCCUCUUUCUUGUGUUUUUGCUUGAGUAUAUGUUUGUUCACGGCAGCGUUCAAAGCUGCGUUCACUUUCAUCCCAGCUUUGGUGAAAUCCAAAGGUCUGUCCGAGACAGACGCCACGAUGAUAUUGUCUAUCUCCGGAGUUCUCGACACCUUUGGGCGAAUCGGGGCGGGGCUGAUUCUUGAUUGUUCCAAACUGAAGCCCUGGCGGCCCAUGCUCUACAACUCCCUGAUAUUUGUCAUCGCCUUGAUCUCCUUUGUUCUCCCGUUCUUCUCGUCGUUCGCGGCGUUCGUCGUCAUGUGUGGACUCUACGGCAUCAUGACGGGAGCGUACGUGUCCCAGAAGUCUGUGAUCAUCGUAGACAUUCUCGGCAUGCAGCAUAUGUCCAGUUCCUUUGGAAUCCUCAUCUUGUUUCAAGGCAUCGGUACCUGCGUGGGCCCUCCUCUGUCAGGUGCGUUCCGUGAUUUCUUCGGAGGGUUUGACGAAGCGUUCUACCUCGGAGGUGGCCUCAUGUUGGUGGCUGGUUUCCUCAUGGUGGUAGGGAACUGCUUCCUGCAUUUCUCCAGGAAGGGAGAGAAAGAGUCGGUGGUGGACGCUGGCAGCCAGGCUGCAGGACCUGGAGAUGUGGCAGAUUAACAAGCAGAUUUGGUGUGUCUGGACCAUCACUUCAGCGGUCGCUCGUGUGUCCUGAGUCAGAGAUGGCCGGAGGGAAACCUGAGACUGAGAGGAGCUCAUCAGAGGUGGAUGCCAUUGGUCCGUUACAAGAACUUCACUCAUGUCCCCGCAGCUGAUUGGUUGAUGAUAUUGUCCCAGCAGCUGAUUGGUUGAUGAUAUUGUCCCAGCAGCUGAUUGGUUGAUGAUAUUGUCCCAGCAGGUGAUUGGUUGAUGAUAUUGUCCCUGCAGCUGAUUGGUUGAUGAUAUUGUGCUUGCAAUUGAUUAGUUGAGCUUUUGACUGAUGAUACUGUUAUGGUCAAAGUUGAUUGGCUGUCAAAGUUGAUUAGCUGAUGUUGUUACAGUUGAUCGAUUGAGCAGUUGACUGACUUAUCAUGUUGUUAUUGUUAUGGUUGACUGACUGACAAAUGGCUGUGAUCAAGGCAUUCCUCACUUCCAGCAUGUUGUUGUCCCCUUAACUCCUGCAAAGGUGUAAUAUUGACAGACUUUCUACAGUUUCACCUUGGAUGCUUUCCUUUUAUUUACGGCAGCUUUGUUUCGCUAGCCGUUCCUUCUACCCCAUUUCUGUAUGGGAAUUUAUUUCUUUUGUUUUCAUGUUUCCAUAGUACAACUAGUAAUGUGUAGACUUUUUAAAAAUCCUUCCAUGGCAAUGACAUGCCAUUAUAUUGCACUACAAAAAUCUCAAAUUGUCCCAAGCCUGAGAUGACCUGAUGAAGCUUUACUCAAGUACUAAGUACAAAAGUUGACAUGACCACUGUUUUUACUUUUUAAAACUAUUUACGCCAGGAGUUAUUUUCCACGAUUUUACAGAAUUUUUUUCUUGAUCUCACGAAAUCCGUAACAGGGUACACAUGUAAAAUAUUCAUAAAAUGGCUAAAUCUGUGGCAAAGCGAAAGAGAAAGUAGUUUAUUUAUUUUUCUAACACUUCCGGGUCAAAAAUAAACCUACUCGGAUUCAUAAAAGAUUGCAUUCGCUAUUUACAGCCCUCACAUCCAUAUAAGGCCCAAGUAAUGCUGGAGUCCUUGAAUCCUCAGGCGCGGCCAAUUCUGAUUGUGUUUACAAUUUUCUGCAGAUAUUUUAAAAAUCUCUUUUUGGUUUGAAGUUUUAGAAGAUUACAUGAGAUAGAAUAUAAUUAGAUAGCACUAUAUAUAUUUUUUUUUUUUUAAUAUGUAGCCGAUUUUGAGGUGGGCAUGGCCUUGUGAGAGAAAUAAACUUUUUAAAAAAUAUUAUGCAGCUGGGUGUGGUGGAAGGAGAAUUCGUGCCAGAAAUAUAUAUGCUUCUGGGGCUGUAAGAGUUAAUGUUUUAUUCUCUUGUUAACAAAACAAAACUGUGUUAAUGUAUUGUUUGCCAUGUCACUGUCUUUUAAUACUUGUUGUCAUUGUUGGAAAGAAUAACGCAGGCAUUAAUAGAAGCGGUUGUGAUUCUUAAUCAAGUACGAUUGAUUUUGAAGACGUUUACCAUGCUUUAUGUAGGAGAGCAAGGGUGCCGCCAAGUUAUCUAAAAACCUCAAAACUUAACAGCAGAUAGCAGCUUUGAGAAUAACAGAGUGGUAAUCUUUUUUGUGUGAGAAAUUGUUCUAUCUGUUAAUCUGAAAUGCUGCAGAUUUAAGUUGUAUCCCUUAAUGUUUUAAGUGUAGUUUACUAUAUAUAUGUACACACUUUCUUUAUUAUAUACUACAGUAGAAGCUGCCUAAGACAGAUGGCCACCCAUCGUUGAGGAGAAAAAUGUCUGUCUUAGACAGGUGGCUGUCUUACACAGUGUCAUUGUCGUAGUGUGAAAUGUACGCAAGUGGGGAACUGGGAAGUGGCUGUUUGUGCAGGUGAUUGUCUUAUACAUGUGGCUGUCUUAUACAUGUGGCUGUCUUAUA
Molecule: messenger RNA, 4176 nt
Organism: Aplysia californica (California sea hare)
Lineage: Eukaryota; Metazoa; Mollusca; Gastropoda; Aplysiida; Aplysiidae
Product: monocarboxylate transporter 12-B
Exons: 10
Coding region: 498-2273 (591 amino acids)
Biological process (GO): monocarboxylic acid transport; transmembrane transport
Molecular function (GO): monocarboxylic acid transmembrane transporter activity
Source: RefSeq, a predicted model, not a curated record